AUGGUCGAUAUCAAUGGCUUUUACCAUCCACAUUGGUUUGGAUCUUGUAAACCUGUAUAUGUUUAUCAGUUACCAUGGUAUGUUUGCGGUAAAUUGUGUUAUACUUUGUAGAAUUACAGUAGAAUUUGACAAUAUAUAGAUGCGGUAGGCUUAUGACAAUAUGUUUGCAGGAUAAUUGGCCAUGAUACAUGUCCAGAUUUACCGUCGUAUAGUGGUUACUUUCCAUUGUAUUACGUCGUAUUUCCUUUCAAACUACAGUUCAGCAUACGAGCUGAUAACAGUGGUAAAACAUGUACUGCAAGGUAAGUUAUUUUUUUGAUGGUAAAACAUCAUAUGUUGAUAUUAAACCAUCAUGUAUUAUAAUAUGUUGCAGCUUCCGUCUAUAUAUAGAUGACUGUGAGUUGUUCUACACUGGACAAGACAAGGUAACGGAAAAGUUACUACACUUUGAAGUAUCGUACGUUGACCCUACUGUAGGUAUUUUACUGUCAGUAGAAGGGAAGCAGAUGUACAGUAGGAAGUGCCGCGAGAGAUAUACGAGCAAGCGAUACGCCAAUAUAUCAAUUACAGGGACGGCCGCGGACACUGAGUCUUACUGUAACGUGGAGGUGGUAUGUUGGGUUUAACAUUUUAUAAGAAGUGUAGCAGUGGUAUAUGUUACUAACACAAGACUUUUAUACAUAGUAAACUCUAAAUGUACAAAGAUAUACUGUAGUAAAGCAAAUAUACAAAGACAUACUGUAGAGUCUGAAAAUGUAAAGUAUGUAUAUAAAGGCAUACUGCAGUAAAGUCAGCAUACAAAGACAUACUGUAGGAACCUAAAUAUAACAAUAGACUAUUGUAGGGUCUAUCUGGCUUAAACGUAUAUCCACCACAACAAUUUACUCCCUCGUACUACCAAGACACUUACAUUGAAGAAGAACAUACGAAGAAGAUACGAAUUCAUGAUGAACUCGGUAAAAACUUCUUUUAUGUGUUAAGAACGACUAAAUGUUCCGAAAAUUGUUUGAGUAUUAUGAUCGUACUGUGCUUCGUACUGUAAGUUUACUUUUAAAGGUAACUUUUAUUGUAGUAUUAUAUAAAGGCUUGUAUAUAUUAUAGUAUUUACAUUAUAGUGAAUGCAUAAGUAAAAUCUUUAAAAAAAAAUUUUUUUUAUAAUUGGAAACGUACUCAUUUGUGCUGGUACUGUUAUAUUAGUCAACGAUCUUAAAGUAAGUUUUGUAUUACUAAUUUUGAACCUACUACAACAUCAUGAAACAUUUUCUUUGCAGAAAGACCUCGAGCACAGUUGUUGGCUAAACUUCUCCGGUCCGAAAAACGUAAAAAUCAACUCAAGUUACAGUAAUACGGCCAAGAUUACAGUAGGAAUGGAAUCAAAAUUACGGUAAACAACAACAACAAUACAGUAACUCAAGACGAAGUAAAUGUAGAAGUUCAGGAAGAAAACGCAGUACCAGCACCUGAAGAACCAGAUGCACCAGAAAACAAAAUUGAGAAUCAACCGGUCGAUAGUAAUGUGAAAGAGAAUGUGAACAACAAAAGUAUUGAUAACAACGAGAAUAAUGUCACACACAAUGCUGGGUUUGUUCAGAGCCAUGUCUGUUACUGA
This is a messenger RNA of Bursaphelenchus okinawaensis, 1609 nucleotides long. The record is from the annotation of a GenBank genome assembly. NCBI's taxonomy places the organism in Eukaryota, Metazoa, Nematoda, Chromadorea, Rhabditida, Aphelenchoididae.